CAAACGAGACAAAUGCCUCUGCAAAUCGUUCGAAUGACAAACCAAGAAAAGGAGAUUCAACUUCCUUUACCUGACGGAUGGGAGUUACGAACUAGCCGGUCCACUGGAAUGACUUACUUUCUCAAUACCUUCACGAAGAAGUCUCAGUGGGAGAGGCCAGAGCGACCUGCUGAGCCGGCCUCAAUUCGCUGCAGUCAUAUAUUAGUCAAGCACAUUGACAGUCGGCGGCCUACUUCAUGGAGGGAAGAGGAAAUCACUAGAAGUAGGGAGGAAGCCUUGGCAACUAUAAAAGCCUAUCGCAAGCAGAUUGUGGCAAAUAUUGUGUCGUUUGUUGAUGUUGCUUCUAGAUACUCUGAUUGCUCAUCAGCAAGACGAGAGGGAGAUCUGGGGCCAUUUUGCCGUGGUCAAAUGCAGCAAGAGUUUGAAGAUGAAGCAUUCAAAUUAAAAGUUGGACAGUUGAGCAAACCAGUAGAAACAAUAUCAGGCUAUCAUAUCAUACUUAGAACUGUUUAAAUUAAAACCUGCAUUAUCUAAAUUAAAAGAGAACAUGUACAUUUGUUUAAGUAUUAAUUAAGAGGAAUGUAAAGUGCCAGCACUAGAGUUCAAUAGGUAUUUUGGAAAAUAUUUAUUAUCUUGGUACCAUGUUUUCACUAGGUCAAGCAAGCAAGCCUACAAUUCAUAAAAUUUUCAGUUAAUUUCCAGU
This is a messenger RNA of Hyposmocoma kahamanoa, 703 nucleotides long. RefSeq names its product putative peptidyl-prolyl cis-trans isomerase dodo. Lineage: Eukaryota; Metazoa; Arthropoda; Insecta; Lepidoptera; Cosmopterigidae. Bases 13 to 513 code for a protein of 166 amino acids. The transcript has 2 exons. Gene Ontology annotation, molecular function: peptidyl-prolyl cis-trans isomerase activity; protein binding. Gene Ontology annotation, cellular component: nucleus; cytosol. The record is from RefSeq and is a predicted model, not a curated record.